Molecule: messenger RNA, 1263 nt
Organism: Penicillium alfredii
Lineage: Eukaryota; Fungi; Ascomycota; Eurotiomycetes; Eurotiales; Aspergillaceae
Gene: fdh
Product: formate dehydrogenase (NAD+) FDH1
Exons: 4
Coding region: 1-1263 (420 amino acids)
Cellular component (GO): cytosol
Molecular function (GO): oxidoreductase activity, acting on the CH-OH group of donors, NAD or NADP as acceptor; formate dehydrogenase (NAD+) activity; NAD binding
Source: RefSeq, a predicted model, not a curated record
AUGGUAUUUAUCCGUUCCCUUUCCCGUCAAUUACGACGCCCUACCGCUCAAUUUCUCUCUUCUGCCAAUAGCCCUCUGAAACCCGCCGUUGCUCCCAGCACUUUUGCUCGGGCUUCUCCGCUGGCUGGUUCUAUUUCGAAAACACGUCCGCUAACUGCUACUGCCAACCUUCAGGGCAAGGUUCUUCUGGUUCUCUACGAUGGUGGUGAGCACUCCAAGCAGCAGCCCGCUCUGCUGGGUACUACCGAAAACGAGCUUGGUAUUCGAAAGUGGCUCGAGGACCAGGGCCACACCCUGGUGACGACCUCUGACAAGGAGGGUGAGAACUCGACCUUUGACAAGGAGCUUGUCGAUGCUGAAGUCAUCAUCACUACUCCCUUUCACCCCGGCUACCUGAGCGCGGAGCGUCUCGCCAAGGCGAAGAACCUGAAGCUUGCCGUGACUGCCGGUAUUGGCUCGGACCACGUUGACCUGAACGCCGCCAACAAGACCAACGGCGGUAUCACCGUUGCCGAAGUCACGGGCAGCAAUGUCGUGUCGGUUGCCGAGCACGUGGUGAUGACCAUCCUGACUCUGGUCCGAAACUUCGUCCCUGCCCAUGAGAUGAUCAAGCGCGGCGACUGGGACGUUGCUGAGGUUGCCAAAAAUGAAUUUGAUCUGGAGGGCAAGGUUGUCGGUACCGUUGCCGUGGGCCGCAUUGGCGAGCGUGUGCUCCGUCGUCUCAAGCCCUUCGACUGCAAGGAGCUGCUCUACUACGACUACCAGCCCCUCAAGCCUGAGGUCGAGCAGGAGAUUGGCUGCCGUCGCGUGGAGAGCCUCGAGGAGAUGCUCGCGCAGUGUGACGUUGUCACUAUCAACUGCCCACUGCACGAGAAGACUCGCGGCCUGUUCAACAAGGAGCUGAUCUCCAAGAUGAAGAAGGGCUCAUGGCUCGUGAACACCGCCCGUGGUGCUAUCGUCGUCAAGGAAGAUGUCGCCGAGGCCCUCAAGUCUGGCCACCUCCGCGGCUACGGUGGUGACGUCUGGUUCCCCCAGCCCGCUCCCAAGGACCACCCGCUGCGCUACGCCGAGCACCCCUGGGGCGGCGGCAACGCCAUGGUCCCCCACAUGUCCGGCACCUCGAUCGACGCCCAGGUCCGCUAUGCCCAGGGCACCAAGAACAUUCUGGACAGCUACUUUUCCGGCCGCGAGGACUACCGCCCCGAGGACCUGAUUGUCCACAAGGGUGACUACGUCACCAAGGCCUAUGGUCAGCGCAAGUAA